This is a messenger RNA of Striga hermonthica, 2124 nucleotides long. Lineage: Eukaryota; Viridiplantae; Streptophyta; Magnoliopsida; Lamiales; Orobanchaceae. The record is from the annotation of a GenBank genome assembly.
AUGGCCAUUGGGUUGGCUGGGUACGGGCCCGACUCGACGGGUUACCGGGCCUGGAAACACUUAUAUGGACCCGGGGCCUGGAUCUAUUCUAAUUCCGGGCACAAGUUCCGGCGGCCGGUGAAUCCUACGACAAAGAUGGUUGCCUUUGGAAAAAAGCUGAAGGAAAGGCAAAUUCAAGAAUGGCAAGGAUAUUACAUCAAUUACAAAUUAAUGAAGAAAAAGGUGAAGCAGUAUGCUAAUCAAAUUGAAGCUGGAGCACUAGAUCGUCGACACGUUCUCAAGGACUUCUCAAGAAUGCUGGAUAUUCAGAUAGAGAAAAUUGUUCUCUUUAUGUUGGAACAGCAAGGCCUCAUUGCCAGCCGGAUCGCAAAGCUUGGUGAACAACAAGAGGCUCUUCAGGAAGAGCCUGACAUAUCCAAACUAUGUGAGCUACGAGAAGCCUACAGAGCAGUUGGGCAGGAUCUUCUAAGACUUCUCUUUUUCGUUGAAAUGAAUGCCAUUGGUCUGCGAAAGAUCCUUAAGAAGUUUGAUAAGCGUCUUGGAUAUAAAUUCACUGAUUAUUAUGUCAAAACUCGUGCCAACCAUCCCUACUCCCAGCUUCAGCAGGUCUUCAAGCAUGUGGGUUUGGGAGCUGUUGUAGGAGCAAUAUCUCGUAACCUCGGAGAUCUUCAGGAUCGUCAGGGAAGCUACUUAUCGAUUUAUGACCAACCUGCACUUCCUCUUGAGGAUCCUGUUGUUGACUCACUAAAACAAGCAGCCGACAGAUUGACCCACUCGACAAAUUUCCUAAGCUUUUUGGGUCAACAUGCACUUAUCAUGCAGGAAGAGUUACCUUCUCAAGUUGAGGAACCUGCUGAUGAGGAGAGAUACCAUUUCAUGUCACUCAUUCUCAACCUGGCAAACACUUUCCUUUACAUGGUCAAUACAUACAUUAUUGUCCCCACUGCUGAUGACUACUCACUGAGCCUAGGGGCACCAGCUACAGUCUGUGGUGUAGUGAUUGGGGCAAUGGCAGUAGCACAGAUAUUUUCUUCUGUGUACUUCAGUGCUUGGUCCAACAAGUCUUACUUCAAGCCGUUGGUGUUUAGCAGCAUAGUUCUUUUCAUUGGAAAUGCUAUGUAUGCCUACGCAUAUGAUCUUAAUUCGAUAUCAGUACUUCUGAUUGGUCGAAUAUUUUGUGGUUUGGGUUCUGCCAGAGCAGUUAACAGACGUUACAUUAGCGACUGUGUGCCACUCAAAAUCCGCAUGCAAGCGUCAGCUGGUUUUGUUAGUGCCAGUGCAUUGGGGAUGGCAUGUGGUCCUGCACUAGCUGGAUUACUUCAAACUAAUUUCAAAAUCUUCAACAUCACUUUUAACCAAGACACUUUGCCUGGUUGGGUAAUGUCUGUGGCUUGGUUGUUCUAUUUAGUAUGGUUGUGGAUUUCGUUCAGAGAACCUUCUCAUGAUACUGAAGCCAACCAGGAUCCAAAAGAAUCUAGUGCCGCACAAAAUGAUAAGCUUGAGAAGGGCCUUGCACAACCGUUACUUACGUCAGGAGAACAUCAAGAUGAUGAUGAUGAUGAUGAUGAUGAUGAUGGGGAUCAAGAAUAUGAUAGAAGUGAAGAGGCUAAAGAGGAAUCUCGUCUGCCAGCCAAUUCUUUUGGAUCAGCCUAUAAUUUACUCACACCUUCUGUAAAGGUUCAGUUGUUGAUAUACUUCAUGCUUAAAUAUGCAAUGGAAAUUCUACUUUCAGAAUCAAGUGUGAUCACAACAUACUAUUUUGGUUGGACGACUAGCAAAGUGUCGAUCUUUCUUGCGUGUCUUGGUCUCACUGUUCUUCCAAUAAACAUCAUUGUUGGAAGUUAUAUAAGCAAUAUGUACGAGGACAGGCAAAUAUUAUUGGCAUCAGAAAUCGUCGUCUUGCUGGGUAUAGUUUUCAGCUUCAAGUUUAUAAUCCCAUAUUCUGUGCCACAAUAUGUCUGCUCUGGUCUCGUCAUGUUUGUAGCUGCUGAAGUAUUGGAAGGGACAUCAUGCAUAAAAAUUUUAUCGGUUUUGAAUUACAGGUGUCAAUCUGUCACUGCUCUCCAGAGUGAUGUCGUCCAGGCUUUCGCGUGGGACCUACAACGGCGGCCUUUUGUCGACUGA